AUGGCCCCGGAAGCCCCCGCCCCCGGAGGAAGUUUCCAGCGCCGCGGGCGCGCGCGCGGAGGACGGGCGGCGGCGUCAGACUCCAUCGACUCGUCGGGAGCGACACGAACCGGUCGAGGAAUGGGGACAGCGCCGCUGCCGGCUCUACUUUCUGACGCGUCGCCGCCGCCGCCGCCGCCAGGCCGCCGCCGCCUCUGCCGACCACGUGCUCUGCGUGAGCCCUGCGGAGAGAAGCAUCUCGCGGCGCUACGGGCUCCGCUGCUCCAGGCCGGGGCAACGUCUCUGACAAGGAUCCCUAAUCAGCAGUCUCGCACGAAAGAGUGUGGAUGUUUCACGUGUGUGAGAAGAAUCGGAACAUUCUCGUCACGCACGCCGAGGCGCUGGCCAAGCGAGUUGGACGAGCGCCGGCCAGGGAGGAGGAUCCGCCCUUUGGCGACCCCUGCCAAGUUACAUGACGUCCCUGACUGGCCUCAUCGCGCACCCGGAAGCAAGCGGCCGUCUUGCCCACCAGUGUUUCUGUUGCGCACCAGAGAAAGGGCUGUUUGUCUUCGCCUUCUUCGCUGGCUGUGGGAAGGAAGGCUCCGCGCGCACCGUACUUCCCGGACGUUGAGAAUCUCUUCGCACAAAGCUAACGAACGUCGCAUCAUUAUUCGCCCCGUUCCCAACACACGCUACAAGCACAAAGCAAGAAGACCACUGGCAAACUUGCUACCUUCGAUAGGUUGGUUGUCCAGCGCAAAUUAUACAAAUAAUGGAGCUUCUUCUCACUGCUCCCGACAAGUGCAUUCCAGAGGGAGCGAUUAA
Gryllus bimaculatus (two-spotted cricket) is the source of this 804-nucleotide messenger RNA. NCBI's taxonomy places the organism in Eukaryota, Metazoa, Arthropoda, Insecta, Orthoptera, Gryllidae. The record is from the annotation of a GenBank genome assembly.